CCUCGGCUUGGCACUGACACUGCAGCCAUGGCACGUUCUCACCUCCCGCUGGCGAUGGGCCUGGCUCUGAUCGCGCUCUGCCUCCUGGCGCUGUCCCCUGACGCCCGCGCUGAUCCGCGAGGCCGCAGGACUGGAGAACGCCAGGACCUGGCUCCCAACGACCCGCAGGUGCAGAGGGCGGCGCAGGCAGCUGUGGCCAGCUACAACAUGGGCAGCAAUAGCCUCUACUACUUCCGCGACACGAACGUCAUCAAGGCGCAGAGCCAGCUGGUGGCUGGCAUCAAGUACUACCUGACAGUGGAGAUGGAGAGCACAGCGUGCCGGAAGACCAGGGUCUCUGGAGACCAUGUGGACCUCACCACCUGCCCCCUGGCCACAGGGGUGCAGCAGGAGAAGCUGCGCUGUGACUUUGAGAUCCUCGAAGUCCCUUGGAAGAACUCUUCUCAGCUUCUCAAACACAACUGUGUGCAAGUGUAAUCGGCCCCCAGGCGGGAGCGGAUGAAGGGACACAUGGUGGAGGGCACCUCAGAGCCAUUGCCACAUCUUCUGCAAUAAAUCACUGGCACUGC
This is a messenger RNA of Marmota monax (woodchuck), 569 nucleotides long. It is a transcript of the gene Cst6, whose product is annotated as cystatin E/M. Gene Ontology annotation, cellular component: extracellular exosome. Gene Ontology annotation, molecular function: cysteine-type endopeptidase inhibitor activity. NCBI's taxonomy places the organism in Eukaryota, Metazoa, Chordata, Mammalia, Rodentia, Sciuridae. The transcript has 3 exons. The record is from RefSeq and is a predicted model, not a curated record. The coding region runs from base 28 to 477 and encodes 149 amino acids.